AUGAAGUCCGAGUUUGGUUCUCGGCUUGACUUCGAGUUGGAAGAUCCGCUCGUUUCCGCUCCUGCCAAGAAAAGUAAGAAGGUCAUUGGCUUGGAUGAUCUGUUGAGCGACUUCUAUAAAGAGAAAGGGAAGCGGGUCGCGGGAGCAGCGAAACGGAAAAGGGUGCUAAAGCAUGACUCCGACGAGGAAGAUGACGCCAGAGAAGCAACUUUGUCCCAUACCCUUGAUCAGUAUCAAAAACAGAUGAAGGAAAUGGGUGGCGAAGAUGAAUUAUCCCACUGGGGACUGCAAGUUUUUGGAGUUCAGAAAAGUCCACCAGCUGUAGUUUUACCUGAGCUUGGUAGCUGUGCUACUUUCCAGGCUCUUGGUCAUAGCAAACAUAAUUCAUUGGUGGAAGUCGGUAAACGAGAAGAAUCCGACUUUUUGGAAGGACUCCUGGUGAAUGGCUGGUUAUCCAAGCUCAUAACAUUAAGUGGUCAUCUUGAAAUGGCUCUUGCAAAAUGGACUUUCCAUUUAUUGAUGUUUGCAUCAGAAAAGAGAUUGAGAACUUCGGCAUGCGAUCUCUGGUGCGACGUACUCUCAGGCAAAAAUGAGGGAACUUCUGCACCCAUCAAAAUAGACUGGCUCCCUACAUAUUCUGAACUGGAAAGAGCCCUUAGCAUAUAUGGAUUCGUGUUCGUCUUAUCUGACGCAGGAUCUGUUGAUAUGGAUUCCAAGCAUGCUGGCCCAUCUUUGAAUAUUCGAGCUUGGAUCAAAUUUGUGGCCGCUUCUUGUCAAGUAAGGAGUAAAUGGCCUAUUUUUUCAACUUCACAAGCCGAAAAAUUAACCGAAGUGUUGAUUUGUCUGUUUCUAGACCGCCGACUUGAAGGCCUUUCAAUGCUUCUGUAUGAAUGUUUGUUAUCAGUAAUCAGUUACUUUACCCAUGAGGAAUGGAGCACCAGCUGCAAGAAAGUAACGAAAUCUCUUGCUAGCAGGUUAUCUAUGGACCUGAACUGCUUGCGUGCUGUUGAGUGCAUUUCUGGCAUUGAUGCUCGUAGCAAGUGCCUCAGAAGUGAAGUUGCCUAUCGGCUGCUUGCAAAUUUCCUCAAUCAUAAGGCUGCAGAUGAAGAAAUCCUGGCUUCGCUCAUAUCCAUUAAUGUGAAAGAAAAAGGUUGUGAUCUUUUCAGAAUGUACAUUUAUUUGGUUUUAGCGGAGAAUUGGCUCUUCUUCAACUCAACUCUAGAAGAGAAAGCAGUAAUCAGGGAAAUGUGGGGUCUUUAUCUGCGGAACUGUUCCUGUCUAAUUACCAGCACAGAUUUGAGAUCGUUCGCGGCAAAGGUUCGAAACAGAGCCUUGUAUCUUCUUCAAGGUUCUGUCACCAGAUGAUAUCUACGGAAGAAUCUGCACCAAUGUUCAGGGGAACUAUAGCUCUGUCUUUAUCAUCCGCAUUUAAAUAUCUUUGGAUUUGCUAGAGCGGGAGGGGCGAGCUAGCACUUGAAAGUCGAUCUAUUAUUCUUGAGCCAGUGCAAUUGCUGGGGAGUUGUGGGUCCGGUGAACCCAACUGUUAGCGUGCCUUCU
Messenger RNA from Rhodamnia argentea, 1557 nucleotides. RefSeq lists its product as uncharacterized. Lineage: Eukaryota; Viridiplantae; Streptophyta; Magnoliopsida; Myrtales; Myrtaceae. The record is from RefSeq and is a predicted model, not a curated record. Bases 1 to 1365 code for a protein of 454 amino acids. The transcript has 13 exons.